CACCUACUGUGUAGGCGAAACUAUGGCCCGCUAUUACCCGGCUGAUCUGACCGCAGAAUCCCUGCAGGACAAAGUCAUUGUCAUCACUGGUGGUGCAAAUGGCAUCGGGGCGAGUCUAGUUGAGUACAGCUGCCAGCACGGUGCCUAUGUCUGCAUCGGUGAUGUCGCUGUUGCGGCGGGUGCGAGGCUCGUAGAAAGCGUCUGCGCUACGUCUCCAGCCUCGUCACUACCGCGAGCGAUGUUCCAGAAGACCGACGUGUCCGACUACCAGUCUAUCCUAGAUCUAUUCGACACCGCUUACAAGACAUAUAACCGCAUCGACCACGUCGUCACUGCGGCCGGAAUGCUGGAGAUUGGAAACUGGUUCGACCCCCACUUGACCCUGGAGACUGUGCGAGAGGCCCCUCCCACCACCGUUCUCAACAUCAACCUCCUCGGGACCCUCUUCGUCGCUCGGAUCGCCGCCGUGUAUCUGCGGCAGAACCGACCCCCGCACACCGACCGCUCGCUCACGUUCAUCUCCUCUGUCGCCGGGUUCAAGGAAACCCCCGGCAUGUUCGUCUACCAAGCAACCAAGCAUGGAAUCCUGGGGUUGAUGCGUUCGUUGCGGCCGUAUCUCCCCGCCGCAGUACAUCGGCUGCGCGUCAAUGCCGUCUGUCCGUGGAUGACCGAAACAGAGAUGGUGAGGCAUAUCACGGAAGGCUGGAAACAGGCCCGGUUGCCUCUCAACUCCGCGCAGAGCGUGGCGGUCAUCGUCGCCGGGCUGGUGGCGGAUCCGAAUCUGACUGGGAAGGCCAUGUACGUAGAGGGGGGACGCGCAUGGGAGAUUGAGGACAACCUCACUCGUCUGGAGCCAGAGUGGCUGGGCGAGGAGCCAUCACGAUCGUUGGCCAGGGGGCAGGAGUUUUUAGCGGAGGGGAGUAAAUGGCAGUAAAUUAGUCUUGGUGGUUGUAGGCUACAUAAAAGCUUGUACUCCGCACAUAGUUACAGUAGACUACAGCUACGCCCGCUCCGCAAAGCCC
Messenger RNA from Aspergillus saccharolyticus JOP 1030-1, 1022 nucleotides. RefSeq names its product putative 3-hydroxyacyl-CoA dehydrogenase. The transcript is spliced from 3 exons. The record is from RefSeq and is a predicted model, not a curated record. The coding region runs from base 23 to 934 and encodes 303 amino acids. Lineage: Eukaryota; Fungi; Ascomycota; Eurotiomycetes; Eurotiales; Aspergillaceae.